Molecule: messenger RNA, 2889 nt
Organism: Gavialis gangeticus (Gharial)
Lineage: Eukaryota; Metazoa; Chordata; Crocodylia; Gavialidae
Product: protein shisa-6 homolog
Exons: 3
Coding region: 70-756 (228 amino acids)
Biological process (GO): regulation of short-term neuronal synaptic plasticity; regulation of AMPA receptor activity
Cellular component (GO): postsynaptic density; dendritic spine membrane; postsynaptic membrane
Source: RefSeq, a predicted model, not a curated record
CAGGAGCAAAAUUAUAACCACCUGGUACUUAACAGUGCAACCCAGACACCUACAAAUGAAAAACCACGCAUGAACAAUAUUCUUACUUCUGCUACGGAGCCGUAUGAUCUCUCCUUUUCCAGGUCCUUCCAGAACCUCUCACACCUCCCACCAUCCUAUGAGGCUGCAGUCAAGACUAAUCCAAGUAAAUAUUCUUCUCUGAAGAGAUUAACAGACAAAGAAGCUGAUGAAUAUUACAUGAGAAGAAGGCACCUUCCAGAUCUGGCAGCACGAGGGACCCUCCCUCUCAAUGUCAUCAAAAUGACUCAGACCAACCAGAGAGACAGGCCCCGCCGGCCCCUGCGGGCUAUGUCCCAGGACCGGGUGCUAUCCCCUGAGAGGAUCAUGCCUGAGGAGUUCAGCAUGUCCUAUGAACGAAUUCUCUCUGAUGAACAGCUUUUGUCAGCAGAGCGUCUCCAUUCCCAAGACCCCUUGCUCUCCCCAGAGCACUCGGGUUUCGCAGACCAGUCUAUGUCACGGGCAUUGUCUCAUACAGACGUCUUUUUUUCAACACCUGUCUUAGAUCGCUACAGGAUGACAAAGAUGCACUCCCAUCCUAGUGCCUCAAAUAACUUAUACAAUACCUUAAGUAUGAACCAAACUUCUGCUAAGCGCCAAGCAUUUGCCUCCCGACGGCACAACACGGUGGAACAACUUCACUUUAUCCCAGGAUACCACCAUUAUCCCACAGCAAGCAAAACAGAGGUGACUGUUUGAUAUGACCUUGUGCAUUGUAGAUAAACAGUAAGGACUGGGAUGGCCCCAGCACCCCACACUGCAGUGGCCUUGUUGGCCAAGAUAACCUCUAACUCAGCAUCUGAAAAGAUUUUUCCAACAGUCACACCUGCAUUGUUUUUAAAACCAUCCAAAAGUUGUUGACAUGAGAAGAAAAUUCAAGAUAUAGUGAAGGGAUAGUGGAGAAAUUUCCUGACAUGUAUCAGCUUCUAUUAAGAAAGCCAUAGCAGUAGUUGGCACCUUCCAAGGGCUUAUCUGCACAAACUCAUUAUUUUUAUGAAUUUAAGACUAAUGUUUUUUGCAACAAGCAGACUCUCUUUCAGAGAGCCCAUGAUAGGAAGGAGGAAAUGAAGCAUGGCAGAAGGAAAUAGCAGGGUGGGGCCCUGUUGCCAUCUCUCACUUCAGCCCUUGGGGCUGCUGUGGAACCUUUCAGUGACUGGAGGACAUUGCCCUUGGCUGCUAAGUGUCACAGCCAGGCAGAAAGAUGUUAGUGAGUUGCCAAGUAGCUGUUCUUCCUGAACCUUUGAGUGACUUCAAAGGCAACCUUUACUAGGAGUUAUAACAUGUAGUGACAUGAUUAGUUUGGCUAAAGUUCUGUUUAUAUUAAAUAUACUCAUUAAACAGAAAUAUACUAGUGCCUACAAAUCAUCUGCUCUCUUAGUGUAGGAAAUAGUAAGAUUGAUGUGUUAAUAAGCACAAUUAUGCUGAAAUGUUUCUUAGGCCUUUUCAGCACUCAUCAAAAUUUUGCCAAGUCUCCCUCCUGCAAAUACAAAGGAGGGACAGGAUUUCCAUUCUUUCAGCUUUUCAACAAUGCAAUGCCUAAGACACAAGUACUUACUUACUCUUAUACACUAAGGUUAAAAUUCUAGUUCUACUGAAAUGGCAAAAUUCCUAUUGACUUCAGGAAGCUAGAAUUUAUCCCUAAAUGUUUUUAUUUCUAUUAGUACUUAACUUCAAUCAACUUCCUCAGAAUUCUGUUUUUAAGUCUAAAUCAGGGGUGGCCAGAGUUACUCACCCUGGGAGCCACAUCUGAUCCUCCACCAAAGUCAGAGGGGGAUGCUGAGUGACCAGUUGUGGAGGUAACCACCCUCCCCCCUGCACCGCCAAGCCACUCCAGCUUUCCCCAUGCUGAGCAUGCCCUAGGGUAAGCAGCAUGGCUGCAGCCCCCACCCCUGGCAGCCUGGUGCUGGGCUGUGCUGUCCCCUGGAGUCACCUCGAGAAAAGUGGGCAGGGCUUUGGCCAAUUUCCAGCGAGCCGCAAUUUGCCCCUUUGGUCUAAAUGUUCCUUUCAGUUACAAUCAUGAACUCAAUAUUUGACUACUCUUCUGCUAAAACUGCCUGAACAAAAGUGCAACACUGUCUACAGAAAACCAGAUGGGCAUUUUUCUAUCACUGAAUCAAUAAUAAUGGCCUAAAAAACCUUUCUUAAUGCAGGUUCAUUGAGCCCUAAUCCUAACUGAGCAGACAAUAACAUUUCAUGCACAUGAAUUAUAUAUCUAACAUAAAUAUCCUAAAUGGGCAUGUGGUAUAUCUGAUGUAUAAUGAUAAUAAGAUACUGAAUGUCUGUACAUAGACUCAAAGGCCCUUCAUUCGUGAGUUUAUUUUUUGAGUUCAUAUUUAAAUUUUGCAGAACUAUCAAACUAGAAUAUACCUCUGUGUGUGCGAAGGAUAUCAUAGUGUUACAGGCCAGUUUAUCAUCCCACACCAAGCGACUACACCCAUGGUAGUAUUGAUUUCUCUUCAGCAUUUACACAGUAAUGCCACAUGUUCAGAUUCCCAUCCCAUGAACAAGUUGAUUUUAUAACUGAGAAAGAUGGAUCAACCAGCAGGAAAAGAUCAUGAAUAACUAUAUAAUUAUAUACCCUAAUACCGUCUCAUUUAACUAGCAAUCUUUCUUUACUCUUUCCCUACACUCAACUUGAGUCCUACCCACCAGUCUCUGUAGCUAACCUACCAUUGCCUUUCCUCUACAUUCCUCUUAGGGUCUUGUUACAUGUUAAUUCUACUUAGCUCCUGGAGUUCUUGACCCCUGGAUUGUCCAAACAUUAACAUCUGAAACUAGUUUUAAGAACCCUUUAGGCAGCUUAAAGUUACACCACUCCAGCCUAGGUUUAUC